UGUAUCCGAUCAGCCGAUGUAAAAUGGCGCACAUGAUAAGAUCCAAAUUCUUGUUGCUGUCACUGAAUUACGCUAAUCGCGUCGCGUCGCGUUUCUCCGCGCCCCUAAAAUUUCAACGAUUAUGUUUCCACACCAGCGGGAUUCUCGAUGUGAAAGGAAAGGAGUUGUUAAUGCCUUCUUUGUCACCCACUAUGGAAACUGGCACCAUAGUGAAAUGGUUGAAGAAGGAAGGUGACAAAAUUGAACCUGGUGAUGCUAUUGCGGAUAUUCAGACUGACAAAGCCAUUGUCACAAUGGAAGUGGAUGACGAGGGUGUAUUGGCAAAAAUACUUAUAUCUGAAGGAACCAAAGAUAUUAAAGUAGGAACUCUGAUAGCUCUCACUGUUGAGGCUGACGAGGAUUGGAAAACAGUGGAGAUGCCAGACACCUCAGCUGAGACUUCUGCGGCAGCUCCAGCUGCUGCCGAACCUGAUGCACCUGCUGCAGCAGCUGAACCACCACCUGGCCAACAGAACAUUGCUAUGCCUGCUCUCUCACCGACGAUGACAACAGGCACGAUCGUACAAUGGUUGAAGAAGGAAGGUGACGAAAUACAACCGGGCGAUGCCUUAGCGGAUAUACAAACAGAUAAGGCCGUUAUGACUUUUGAGUUGGAAGACGAGGGCGUACUCGCAAAAAUUCUUCUUCCAGCGGGUUCUCAAGUAGAAGUGGGACAGUUGAUAGCGAUUAUAGUUGAGAAAGGGAUGGACUGGAAGAAUGUUGUUGUCCCGGCAACGACUAAACCGGCAGCAGCAGCUGCACCUGCGACACCGAGUCCACCCUCUCAACCUGCUCAACCGACGGACGCAAAACCACCACCUAGUGGACAGGUGUACGGUUUAGCAGUGAAAAGAUUGCUGGAAGAAUAUGGUUUGAGUUCCGGUUCGAUCAAGGGCACCGGGCGUACAAAUCGCUUAUUGAAGAGCGACGUUAUUGCGUAUAUUCAGACGAACAAUAUCCAAAAAGUCGCUCCUAAAACCGCGCCGCCUCCGGAAAGUGAUACGGCACAUCCUCCCCGUCCAGAGACGCAUGUUCCGAGUGGCAAACCGUCUCCUUACGAAGAUAUCGAAAUAUCCAACAUACGCGCGGUCAUCGCCAAACGACUCGGGGAAGCAAAAAGCAAUAUACCGCAUUCGUACGCAGCUAUAGAUAUAAAAAUCGACAAGCUGCUCGAGCUCCGCAGCAAACUAAAGACGGAGAAUAUAAACGUGUCCCUGAAUGAUUUUAUUAUUAAGGCCGUAGCUCACGCGCUUCUCGAGUGCCCCGAUGUAAAUACGUUGUAUCAAAAGGGACAAAUUAUUCGAGUGCCAAAAGUGGAUGUGUCUGUAGCGGUCGCAACGCCAACGGGCCUUAUUACUCCAAUUGUGUUCGAUACUGUCACCAAGAGUCUAACAGACAUAUCGAAAAACGCUCGAGAAUUAGCUGAGAAAGCGAGAAAGGGACAGCUCAAACCGCAAGAGUUUCAAGGAGGAACGUUCACAAUUUCGAAUCUGGGAAUGUUCAGCAUCAAGGAAUUUUGCGCCAUUAUAAAUCCUCCUCAAACUGCUGUUCUCGCUGUGGGCGCGGGUCGCGAAGAGCUGGACUCUUCGUUAAUAAAGAUGACAAAAAUGACAGUAAAGCUAUCGUACGACAGACGGGCAAUAGACGAGGAUCAAGCAGCUGACUUCUUGGCUGUUGUUAGAGAUAUGUUGGAAGAUCCAGCUUUCUUGGCAGCCGGUAGGAUGCAAGCACUGAGGUAUAAACGCGAUGCGUAUUAAUUAUUUUUAACGAGAUUCCGAUCAUUGUUUAUUGCAUAAAUAGUUCGUUUUCUUAUUUGAAAUAAGAAAACUUAAUAUUAUUUUCAUGUAAACAAUGAUUAGCGUGCUGUUAAAAAAAAAUGUGAACAAAAUAGAAGUUUAAUAUUGACAAACUUUUAUAAUUGCUACGAACACGAGUGGUCAUUAGCAGUCACCUUUCCGUGCCAUACAGGCUGCGUUCAAGGAGCGCGCUAUUAGCGCUAUUGCAUUAUUCUGUGUUAUCUAAACAGCAAUAGAGUGAUGAAAUAGCGCGCUCUCUCUCCGAACGCAGCCAUAGAAAAAAAAUAUCGUUAAAUAUUGAACAAAAAAUUGAUGAUCUGAAAGCAUUUCGAAUAAUGCCAUUCGUUACUUUUGAACAUAAACUUAGACCAAAGGAAGUAUAAUUUUAUGUGUCCAUACUGCCGGAAAAAUACCUAGAACACUUAAUAGUAUGAAUAUAGCUUCAUAUUUAUCAUGUUAAUUUAUUAAUAACGCAAACACAGUUAAAUACUUUUAUUUAAAUAUUGGCCUGUAUAAUCAACAUUGCAAUUUUGAUAAUGUGUCUCAAAACACAUUCUUCUUAUUUAACUUUAAUGAAUUAAAAAUUAAUAUUAUACAAAUUUAAAAUUAUAACAUCACAAAUUGUUUCUAAACAACACAGAGAACAUUUACAUUUUUUGUAAAUAAUUAGGACGUUUGUAUCUUUGUAAGUUCUCUUGCUUUUUGUAAAUAUCUAAAACUUAUUGUUUCUAUUAAUAUACAUGUGUACCAUAUAAAAAUGAUAUAUAUUUCAUUUUCCGAACGUCAAGGUUGUAGAAUAUAAAUUGUGUUUGUACCGCAACACAAUAUUACACGUAUUAAAAGAUAGAAAUUAUUUCCAUUCAUGGUAUUUAGAAAACUGAGAUAUAAGUUUAAUUAAAAAAAACACAACACUGUUCUUGUACAUAAUAGGAAACUUUCAAUAAGAUUAUUGAAUGGGGUGAUGUAAUUCACGAAUACAUCUGUACAAAUAAAAUAUUUAUUGCCUAUACAACAUACGUAAUGUUUUUACUGUUGUGCCAAUAAAAUGCAAAGUAGAACUAUGUUACAGUUUUUUGAAAUCACUUUAAUUUUUCUUUGAUUAUCGAAGAAAAAUUGCACAAUAUCUUUUUUUUUUGAACGCACAAAUCGGCACAUAUGUCAUACAAAAUGAUUUGAUUGUUGCUGAUCUCGUAUUUUUACCAAAAUCCUUUUUUUUUUUUUUUUUUUUUUGUGAUCGUUGAUAGCAAUAUUUUUGUCAGUCAUUAUAUAGUUAGAGACAUACCUAUUUAGUCGAUAAGGCACAUGAAUGUUAGAUUAUUUUAUAACGUGUUACUGGAAUUUUAUGUUUUCGUUAAUUUUACUUUUUUAUUAUUUUUACGUAGAACUAAACACAUCUUACAAAAAUCGAUAAAAUGGAAAUAACACAAUAGUUAUUUAUUUUUUUCUUUUUUUAUUCAAAAAUCGCGCGCAAAUAAUCGCAAUACUGUUUGGAUUCAUACUGCAUGCGCAUUUAAACACAUAACGCUAUCUUGUUAUCUGUAUUUACACUGUUUGUAUAGACAGAUAACAAUUGUUUAUAUUACUGUUGCAUUUUAAUAUUCUCGAUACACGAUAAUGGUAUAAUAUAACAUAUUCGACACACAAAUAGAGCACAUUAAAGUAUAGAGCACAUUAAAGUAUAGAAAAUAAUAGAGUAUAACUUAACUUUCACUUAUCACAGUCGUGAUUAUGACUUGAUGUUACUGUUUAUAAAAUCAUCUUAAAAUAUCUAGAAAUAUUCAUCCUUUAGAAUAAUGCAAUCAUAUCGUGUGUAUAUAUGUAUUUCUAUUCUUUAUAUUAUAAACAUGAUUGAAUGUCUAUUUACAUUAUUUUUGUAUAUAAAAUAACUAUAUGAAUAUACAUAUGAUACUUUUCUUUCUUUGAGCAAUGUCACGCUCUCUUACAAAAGUUUUCUCAAAAAGAUGUAUAUUUUAUCAAAGUAGAAGCGUGUAAAAUUUUUUUUCUACAAAACUAUAUAUUUAGAUACAAAUGUGUUUAUAUGUGCGCGCGCGUUUUAAUAAUUUUACAAAACUGUAUUUUCUCAUGUUUUUCAUUGUCUUAAAAAUUAUUCUUAAUAAUAUUGCACAGACGGUUUAUUUUGUCGUAAAUUAGAAAAAAUCUAAACAAGCACAUUUACAAAUGAUACUUGUUUUGGAUGUAAUUUAAUAACAAUUGAUAUUAAUUAAGUAGCACAAGUGAUGAAAUGACUGUAUCAAGUGCUAUGUGUGUUUACAUUGUUACAUCGCAUUAUUAAUCCACUAGUAAAAGACAAUAAAACUUAUCUCUCGGGCAGUCAGGGAAACUUAAAACAAAAUACAAUCA
Messenger RNA from Pseudomyrmex gracilis, 4196 nucleotides. Its product is annotated as dihydrolipoyllysine-residue acetyltransferase component 1 of pyruvate dehydrogenase complex, mitochondrial-like. The coding region runs from base 24 to 1796 and encodes 590 amino acids. Lineage: Eukaryota; Metazoa; Arthropoda; Insecta; Hymenoptera; Formicidae. The record is from RefSeq and is a predicted model, not a curated record. The transcript is spliced from 11 exons. Gene Ontology annotation, biological process: pyruvate decarboxylation to acetyl-CoA. Gene Ontology annotation, molecular function: acyltransferase activity. Gene Ontology annotation, cellular component: mitochondrion; pyruvate dehydrogenase complex.